UUUGGCCUGAGCUCGUUUGCGUGUAUUUUCUAAAUGAAUAUAGUUAAGUUAGAGUUUAUCUCACAAAAAGUAAUGUCUAGUCUAAAAACACAUUUCACAUUGCUAUAGCUCCACGUUAGUGUUGCCUGUCCGAAUGUUCGCAGGGUAUAAUGAUUCAGAGUCUUGUGUGAGUCGCAUUCAAGAAACUAGUUUAGCACUGCUUGGUUUAGUGCGUUCGAACGUUGCCUAAUUUGCUCAUGUUUUGCUAAGUUUUUUUUUUUUUUUUUUUUUUUGCUUUGAUAUGCGUGUGGCAAAGAGGAAUAGGCAAGUCUGCUCAAAUAAUGGCGGAAGUAGGCAGGUAAAGCGACGCAGGUGAAAGGUUGGUGUGUGUAAUGUAGCUCGUUACGCUGUCCCGGAAGAUUACCUCUCAACAACGAGUGUUUCCGGAAGACGUGGCUGUUAAUGGUUAUACCUUGAUUGAGCAUCAAGAUGAUUUCGCUAACAGACUCACAAAAGAUUGGAAUGGGAUUAACAGGUUUUGGCGUGUUUUUCCUCUUCUUUGGGAUGAUCCUGUUUUUUGACAAAGCACUUUUGGCCAUUGGAAAUAUCUUGUUUGUCACUGGCCUCGCUUUCGUCAUCGGGCUGGAGAGGACGUUCCGCUUCUUCUUUCAGAAGCACAAGUUGAAGGCCACCGGUUUCUUCCUGGGAGGAGUGCUUGUAGUACUUAUUGGCUGGCCUAUUGUUGGAGUCGUGCUGGAGAUCUAUGGAUUUUUCCUCUUGUUCAGGGGCUUCUUCCCAGUUGUUGUAGGCUUCAUCAGAAGAAUACCAGUUCUUGGCUCCAUCCUAAACCUGCCCUUCAUCAGUACUUACGUGGACAAUGCGAGUGAGGGCAACACGAUGGUAUAACUAAGACUUUUUGUACCCCAUACAACCCCAGAAGGUUUUAUAACACAGUCCCUUCUGUUCCUGAAUAAAGCGGCUGUAGUUAAAUGUUUCGAUUUAUCUGUCUAGCAGACAAAGACUGCCUCCCUUUUGUAAUAUCGCCGGGCUAUACCACCACUCUGUGGCUCCUUAGCUCUGCAUCACUCACGUGUCUUCGAAAGAUGGAUUCAUUAAAGACACUACAAUAUUAUCAUAAAUCCUAUUGAUUCCUCUGCCAACUGUUCACUGACUUGUUUAAGAAUGUUGGAGGUAGACCUUGUUAGCCUUAUUGAUCAUCAAACGUUAUACCAGAUGCCUCGAGGAGUGGGUCCUCAGCUUGCCAAAUUUGAUUUCUGUGCCACAGUUUUUCCCUCAUAUGGAUAAGUCUUUUUUUCUUAUUGCAGUAAUUCUAUCACAAUGUCAUUGUUUCUUCCUUUAAACUGUCAUUUGUUUUAUGUCAUGGUUAACUGAUACUGCUUGAGUAUAAAUUAUUUAAAAAAAAAUGAGUGUUCCACUUUAUUUCAUACUUAUGUAUUAUUUUUGUUCCCAAACUAGUAAUAAAUUGGGUUUUUCCAGG
Molecule: messenger RNA, 1477 nt
Organism: Girardinichthys multiradiatus
Lineage: Eukaryota; Metazoa; Chordata; Actinopteri; Cyprinodontiformes; Goodeidae
Gene: golt1ba
Product: golgi transport 1Ba
Exons: 6
Coding region: 469-885 (138 amino acids)
Biological process (GO): endoplasmic reticulum to Golgi vesicle-mediated transport; retrograde transport, endosome to Golgi
Cellular component (GO): endoplasmic reticulum; membrane
Source: RefSeq, a predicted model, not a curated record